AUGCUCCCAUUGUUGCUGCUGUCCUGUCUGGCGCUGCUAGAGCGGCCAGUGACGGCAGGUUAUCUGGCUAUCCCACUGCAAUCCCCGGCCGGAGUGACGUACGUGAACAGCCAACAGCAUGUCGGUUUGUUGGCCGGUCCUGUUCGAUUCACUCAACCAGCAGCAGCAGCAGCAACAAUUGUCGAUGCACGAUCGGCAGCCGUCGCGGUCACACCGGCACCGGCACCAACGUACUACUCCUACAACUUACCACAACAGCCAUCGAUCUUUGGUAAGGCCAGCUACACACCAUCGUCGGUCCAGUACCACACGUACAGCAGCAAUCCGACGGUCCGCGUGUACGAACCCAAAUCCUUUGUUUACGGCGUGCAGACUGCGAGUAGCGUUCCGGCACCGACGACACAUACCGUCCACCAGCACCAGGUUCCGGUGACGGUGACAACGCAGUAUCAUCAUCAGCAACCGCAAACACAAACGAUCCAAGUACACCAUGAAGCUCCAGUUGCUCGAGUUCCCGUUCCCGUUCCGACGCCCGUCCCCGUGCAUGUUCCUGUGCAUGUUCCCGUGCACGUUCCGGUAGCGGUUCCAGUUGCACCGACGACCUACACCAAAACCGUCACCACUGGGCCAACGUAUGUCACUUCACCACCACCACCACCACCAGCCCCUCCAGUAGUGACCGUGGUGAAGCAAGUGCCAUUCGUACGCUCGCGCAAGUACAAAGUGCGCCGUCCGGCCAUCCAGAACCAGUUCUACGAUAUUGAGGAGCGUGUCAUCAUACGGCCCGUCGGUACCGCACUCGUUGAGCUGGAGCAACCAAUCUCCCAGACGGAAACGCGCACCAAAACAACCACGAAAACCACCGUCACUGAGAAGCGGCCAGUUUAUAGUCCGCCACCACCACCACCACCACCACCACCACCAGCGCCACUUCCUGAGGUCCACUCGGUAGCUGAAGAAGAGGAACAGGAGGAAACGAUCUACAAGACGCGCGUUGGAGGACCGCAGGUUGUGACAAAGACAACGACGGUGUACACCGAGCGUCCACCGAGUGUGUUCCAGAAGUCCGGUUACGAUCGACUGGAAGCGACCAAGACGCAAAGCGAACGGACGGACGAGGUAUCAGCGGCCAGCACAAGUAAAGCCUCGGAUGCGGAGUUUAUCGAUGCGUCACUGGCUGGCGCUGGACAAGCGGAGGUGCAACCUGAGCGCCCGGUCUUUACCCAAGGACAUGCCAUCUACCAUCACCAGCAGGGACACCAGACGGCUUACUUGAAUCCGUUCUCACCACAUCUGGCACCACAUCCGUACCUUUACCAUCCGGCCAAUGCUGGCCAUCUGCUUCACCACGUGGCGUACGUUGAUCAGCACUCGCCGGCCCUCUAUGCGACGCAUCCUGGUGCCACAGCAGCAGCGGGACAUCCGGCCGUGUUCCAUGUACAAUCGACGACACCGUUGUAUCCGGUAGCGGCCGAAAUACCAGCCGUCACUCCAGCUCACGAUUGCGAUCGAGCGAAUGAUCCACCGAAGACUUCGUCUGAGUAUCUGCCACCGAGUAGUAGCGUGACACCGGUGAGUCCAACGACACCAUCGUUACCACCGGUUGGUACGACCACUCCUUACCCGCCAACUUCGACCCCGGGAAGUUUUGCCGAUGCGGAAGAGGAGUACGAUGAUUCGAUCGUUGUGAACGCACGUAGCGGCGACACCGAUGGUUACUCUUCGACGGAAGCGGACUACGAUAGUACGACUGUGGCAUCGGUUCCAACGGCAACUCCCAGUUACCAUCACGAUAAGUAUCGCGGUGAAUCCACCAACCGGCAGAGUGAGAGCCGCAGUGAGGGACAGACCCAAAGGCAGGGAUCGUUUGAGAUCACGUACGCCACUCGUACCACUCCGGCGAGCGAUCUCGUAGCGUUCGAUCCUUCGACUGCCUCGGCCGGAUUCGAUCUUGGGCCUUCCCAUUCGAUCCCGCGUGGAUUUUCGUUCCCUUCGACAACGCCACGUUCGACCACGGCCUCCUCCGGUCAGUUGGGCUCCUCCGGGAGUUCGAGUAGCACCGCAGCAUCACAGGCCACCAGCUCCAGUUCAACGGCGGCCUCACAACGUUCCAUUACGAUCAUCUCCUCCACGACACCGCGUACUGUUGUGUCGUCCCGUUUCAGUGAUGAUUCCGCGUCCUCCUCUUUGGCGACAUCCAGCCAGCUAAGUCAAUCCAGCUCGAGCUCGCAAUCGGUUGUGGUCGGUGAAGGAUUGACACGGGAACAGAUUCACGCCAACCAGGAACAGUUCAUCAAGUUGCUUUCCGAGCGUGACUCGAUCACGCAGGUUGGCUACGAUGGGGCGAAACCCGAAACGACCGGAUCGCUACUCGAUACGUUCGUACGUAGCCGUGUGCUGGCCGCUACUCCGGCACCACGCGAUGCCAAGGAGACAUCCCGUACCGUCAACAUUCGGCGCAUUAUCGUUUCGCGCCCGGUCGAAACGGAACAGGAGGUUGAGGUUCGGGAGCAGGCGUACCAUACGACGCUAGCACCGCCGCACACCGUGGAUUCCUACGAGCACAAGCGGGAUGUCAGUGAGGUUGCCGGGAAUGACCGCGGUCUAGUGCCACGGGUGCCCGUGUACGUCAACGCCAAACCGCCAGCCUUUGCCAACGAUGCUGAGUAG
Anopheles aquasalis is the source of this 2670-nucleotide messenger RNA. Its product is annotated as mucin-2. The record is from RefSeq and is a predicted model, not a curated record. Lineage: Eukaryota; Metazoa; Arthropoda; Insecta; Diptera; Culicidae.